GUGAAACGCGCGCGUCGCGCUGCUGGAAGAGAGAGCCUGGGUUCACGCGCGGGGGGAAGUUCGACGGGGCGCGACGAAAAAGGCCCCCUUCCUCCUCCGUCGCGGUGGUCCGGGGUGGGGGGGAGAACCCUUCGUUCCAUCUGCCGGAUCCAGCUUUCGGUCCUGAUCGGGCCGAACGACGCGUCCAAAAUUUUUUGAAACAGUGGGGGAAUAACCGCUGUUGGAAUUCCGUAAGUGAUUACAGCAGCAUGUUCGGCUUGGGAGCGUGGAUUCUCGCGGUGCGAUCUGGCGUGUCUCUCGGCGACGUCGCGGCUUAGUUUCCCGGCGGAGCGUGUGUGACCGUAGGGGAAAAGAAGGAGGAGGGGGGGGGGGAGGAGGUUCUGCAACUUCUCGGUUGUGCGGAGCUGCUGCGUCUUGUGUUCGUCGCGGAAGACCUUGGUCGGCGAACCUCCGCGCGCCGCGGGCUGGUCCCUGCGCCUCCCACUGCCGGGACAUGAGCCCGGCGCUCGACGGGCCGCCGCGAGCAGCACCCGGGGACAGCCCCGACGCGCCGCAGCCAUGGCCGCCCCGCUGCCGACCUGCCUCAUGGCCGCGCUGACCUGCCUCCUCGCCGCGGCCGCCGCCGACGACUCGUCCGCCUUCCAGAGCCAGCUUCCCGAGGAGGUGGUGUGGGCGGUGAGCGGCCGGGACGCCGAGCUGCCCUGCGACCUGACCCCUGACCCCGGGGACAGCGUCAACAUGGUGCUGUGGUUCAAGGACGCGUCCGGCAUACCGCUCUACAGCGUGGACAACCGGGGCGGCGACCUGCGGCGCGCCAACCACUCGUACAUCUCGAGGGACAUCGGCGCGCGCACUUUCUUCCAGACGGUGGGCGCGCGGCCGGCGCGGCUGCGCGUCAAGAGCGUCGGCCUGGCGGACGAGGGCGUCUUCCGCUGCCGCAUCGACUUCCUCAACUCGCCCACCAGGAACUACCGCGUCAACCUCACCAUCGUCGUGCCUCCUUCAGAGCCUGUCAUAUAUGACCACAAAGACAAGGAAAUAACAGGAGUGGCUGGACCAUUCCUGGAAGGAUACAAUCUUUACCUCGGGUGUAAAGUCACUGGUGGCCGGCCGGCGCCCCAGGUGAGCUGGUGGCUGGGGGACCGCCUGCUCGACUCCGCGGUGGAGUCCGCCGGCGACGGCUGGACCGUCAACCAGCUGUUCCUGCCGAGCGUGGCUCGGGGCUUCCACGGCCGCCGCCUCGAGUGCCGCGCCACCUCGUCUGAGCACCUGGCGCCCCGGGCGCGCUCCGUGCCGCUCGACGUCUACCUGAAGCCGCUAUCCGUGCUGAUAACCACCCCGGGAGACCUGCUGUCGGCGGGCAGGCUGCACUCGGUGCAGUGCGUCUCCUCGGGGUCGUAUCCCUCCGCGAGGCUCACGUGGCUGCUGGACGGCGAGCCAAUCAGGAGCGCCGCGACCACGAUGCUGGAGGGCAGGAACACGACCACCAGUUCGCUGACCUUCCAGCCGGCGUCCGGAGACGACGGCAAGGAGCUGGCCUGCCGCGCCGAGAACCCCCACUUCCCCGGGGGCAUCCUGGAGGACCGCCGGCGACUGCGGGUCGCCUACCCGCCCGUGGCCGAGGUGCGCCUGGAGGAGCGCCGGCAGCUGGGUCCGCUCAAGGAGGGCGACGAGGUGCGCAUGACGUGCGAGGUGCGCGCCAGCCCGCCCGCCGGCGCCGUCGCCUGGUACCACGGGGACCGGCGGCUGAGCUGGGACGAGGCAGCGGGCGUGUUCCCGGCGGGCUCCAGCCUCAGGCUGAGGCCUCUGACCAAGGAGUCGGCGGGCGAGUACUCCUGCGCCGCGCGCAACGAUGAGGCGGAGGUCCGCAGCAACCCGGCGACCGUGCGCGUCCAGUACGCGCCGAGGUGCCGGACCGGGUUCGAGUCCCAGCGCGUGGGCGCCAUGCUGGACGACCCGGUGACGGUGCGCUGCGAGGUGGACGCCGACCCGGCCGACCAGGACCUCAAGUUCAGCUGGACCUACAACCGGUCGCGGGACUUCCUGCACGUGCCCGUCGCCAACGUCAGGAGCUCCGGGCCCGUCAGCCGGCUCGACUACACGCCCGCCGCCGAGGAGGACUUCGGCACGCUGGCGUGCUGGGCCAGCAACAGCGUGGGGCGCCAGAAGGUGCCCUGCCUGGUGCACGUGGUUCCGGCUAGCCUGCCCGAGCCGCCGCGCGACUGCUCGCUGCUCAACGACACGGGAGAGGGCGAGGUCGAGGUCGAGGGCGAGGGAGAGGUGUUCGAGGCCCGGCUGGCCGUGCGCUGCGAGCCCGGCCACGACGGCUACCUCCCUCAGCACUUCCUGCUCGAGGUGACCGAGUCUCCUCAGGACCCUCCUCCUCCUCCUGCCCCACGAGUGGCGGGUCACCGCGAGCAAGGCGACCAGCCGCGAGGCGCGCGCGAGUUCCGCGAGGCGCUGCCGACCUUCUCGCUGCGCCACCUGGAGCCGGGGCGCCGCUACCAGCUCGCCGUGCACGCCGUCAACGCCCUGGGCCGCAGCUACCCGCCCGUACUCAUCAGCGGCGUCAAGGUCGCCGCCGGCACGGAGCGGCUGCUCGGCGUGGACUCGGAGGAGGCGGAGGACGCGGCGAUGAAGCAGCCGAUGAACAUCGCGCUGGCGGCGCUCGCCGCCGUCGCAUUCGUCGUCCUGGGCGGCGUCGUGUUCACGGCGGCCACCGUGAUCUGCCGGAGGCGGCCGGCGCCCUUCCCGCCCCCGGCUCCGCCGCUACCGCAGCCGCCGCCGCCGUCCAAGGCGCCGCUCUUCCACGACGAGCUGCUCAACGUGAUGGUGGCGGUCCCGGUGGCGGUUGCGGCGGCGGCGGAGGCGGCGGGCGGCCGCCCCCAGCCGCGCGUCAGGUUCCAGGACGAGCUCUGCGCCGACGACGAAGGGGGCUUCGAGUUGGCGUCGCGGCCGCCGUCCAGGGUCGACCGGCCUGCCGACUCCGGCGCCGAGACGCGAGGCCACGGACGGGCUCUCAACGAGCCGGACCUGAUUGCAUCACGAGCAGAAGUAUUAGUGCACCCUGCCAGAUGUGCCUCUCCAGUGUGAAGAAGUUCAGUGGCAUUAUCGCGCACCGUAAAGACAAAAAAAAAGAGGUUUGGUGCCUUUUUAGUAUUCUUGCACUUUGUCAUUUUUAUGGGACAGUUACAUAUAACAGGGACGAAGUAGCAAGACGUUUGUUACACUGGCUUCCAUUCUUUGACUAGAAUAAGAAGUUCACGUAAAAUGUGUUUACAGAAUCACAUAUGUUCUGGACCGCUAUGAGUUAACCCCAACUUCUGAGCGUGUCGAACGAACACGGCAUUGCAGUAAAUAAAAAAGAUAAAUUAAUAAAAAAAAAACAUUCUCCCUUUUUUUUUUUUUUUGAGCUCUCAUACCAUCGAAGAGAGAAAUAUUUUACCCAACGUGUUUGGGAGUCACAAAAAUGAAGAGCCAUUCAAAUAAAUUGUAAAUAUUGUGACGUCUACCUCAGAGAACUUAGUGCCAUUACGUAGCUUAGCGUGUGCAAAAUGGACGGUGUUAACAUAGGUUUAUCUUGGAACCAAUUGUUAUCAUAAACGUUUAUGUGAUAUUUUGGAAUAAUUGUAUAUUUUUACUAUAAAUUACUCAGUUUCAACGAAUUUUUGGUAGUUUUUCUCAUUGAACUACUUUUUGUUGGCUCUUUUCCUCGCAGUCAUAGUAAAUAUUUUUAAUGUACUUUUAUGUUACUCUCUAUGAAAAAAAUACUAGCUGUUUGUGGUGACUACCAACUUCAUAAUACUGGAACAUUUACAUCAUCGUAAAAAAUUCAACACACAGGUAAACUUAAAUUCGUAUUUAAGAAAAUUAACACUCACUUCAUGUAUGUUAUUUUGGCUAAACAAAUAUAAACCGUCAGUUGCAAGAAUAUAUGGUGAUACAUUUAUUUUCAGUCAAUAAUACAUUAUAUUGCAAUAGUGAUUAAAGCUUAAAAACCAGUUUAUAUUGUCCAAGCUCUACAACACGCCUACAUGAAGAUAUUUUAAGGUAUUAAUAAGGCUUUUUAAUUUUAAGUUGUGCAAAUAAAUUCCAGUCAAAAUAUUUAUUAAUGUAAAACAGAUUUUCAAAUGUUUUAUAUACUUGUGUACAAAAAAUUUGUAUAUUGGAAAAUUUUCAAGUGCAUUUAAAUUUGUUUAUGUCGAAAAAUUUUUUAUACACAUUUGUAACAAUAAAUUUCUUUCUCAUACAUUCUAAAA
Bacillus rossius redtenbacheri is the source of this 4259-nucleotide messenger RNA. RefSeq names its product nephrin (gene side). The transcript has 13 exons. The record is from RefSeq and is a predicted model, not a curated record. Bases 559 to 3093 code for a protein of 844 amino acids. NCBI's taxonomy places the organism in Eukaryota, Metazoa, Arthropoda, Insecta, Phasmatodea, Bacillidae.